Effrenium voratum is the source of this 2271-nucleotide messenger RNA. NCBI's taxonomy places the organism in Eukaryota, Dinophyceae, Suessiales, Symbiodiniaceae. The record is from the annotation of a GenBank genome assembly.
AGACAUGUCGUGGCUCAUUUGGACCCAUCUCGCCGCCCGCUUGCAAUGCUGGCGCCACCUUCGGCACGGCCAGCGGAGUUAAGCUCACAGCUCAGCCUUACAGGUGCGCUGCUGGAGAUCGACCCGGCUGCAAACCCGGCCAACUACUGGCGGCGGAACGCGUGGGACGUUGAGGCGAUCAAGCGAGACAUUCGCGCGGUGUGCGGAGAAGGCUUGCCGGAAAGACGCGAUGGGACCUUUUCCAGCUUGGUCUCCACGCUCCGGUCCGGAAAAGCUGCAGGCAAGGCCGUGAGCAAAGGCUCAGGCCAGGACGCCCGACUUCUCAGCCUCGGCAAGAGUCAAGGCAGCAGCCCAGGCCCUCGGACCCUACACCCAACGAAACCCCAUCCGCCUCCACUGGGCUCAAAAGUCGUGCCUGACAAGAUGCCGGACGUGGACAACGAAGGCCGGCCCUACAAUCUGAAGCUGGUCGUGGUGAAUUUCAACAAUGUCGGAACAAAAUAUGGCAUCCUCUUUCACAAGGACGAAGAGUGCAUGUUCAACUGGGAGGGCGUGCGCCGCUGCGCCAAAGAGCUGACGAAGAGAUGCUUCAAAGUCAUAGGCGUGAUCUAUCAGAACUGGAGAGCUUAUGAUGGCGAUCAAUGGGUCGACGGCAUCCCUCAGGACAUCCGAAGCAUGUGCGAGUCCAUCCAAGAGACGCCUCGGAUAGCUGGCAUAAAUCAAAAGAGUGCAGAUGACGAAAUGACGAUCAAAUGCGCUUACCAUCGCAACUGCCGCCUUUUAGACAACGACAAUUACAAGGACUGGCUGCACACAUUGAGGAAGGAUGAGAUUCGGGAUUGGUAUCAGUUCAGCCAGCACAGGAUCCACAUGAAGUACUUCUUCGACUCGCAGGUGGGGUUCUUCGAGACACUGGACGGCAAUGCUGCGCGUGGGGCCAGCGAGGAGAGGGAAGACCCUCGGAGAAAGUCUCGUAACCGUGUGGCGGGGAACGCCAACGCAUCAAGCGCUGCAAAUGCAAGGCCCAACGAGCAGCGCGUUUGCGUCACCCCGCCUGACUUCACCGCCCGGGCCGGCCCGGUCCUUGCGGCCCCAGCACCUGCGGGCCCUGCUGCAGCCUCUGCAGUGCCCUCGGCGCCAGCGACUCACGCAGCACUGGGGCUGGCAGUGAUGGUGCCGACCAUCACUGGCUUCAGGCAACACCGGGGACCGACCAUUACCAUGCCAACCAUAACACCAGCGCCAAGCAGCGCCGUGGAUCUCACAGCCGAGCCUCCGCGACGCCCGGCAGCUGCCAUGAAUAUGGCAAAGGCUGGCUGGACUCCGCUGUGCGCCGCUGCGCAGCAGGGGAAAAUUGAUGCGGCGAAGCGGCUGUUGGACGCAGGCGCAGACCCAAACAUUCCAAACGCCUUGGGUGCGCACCCGAUUUUUUACGCCCUCCACAACUGGAGCUUGCGCAUGUUUCGCCUCCUGCUGAAGCAUGGCGGCUCAAUGGAACGAGCCAGGAGUGAGAGAGGCGAGACUUUGAAGGCGUAUGUGGAGAGGAAGGUGAAGCAGGCCGGGCAAUUGAAGCGUGGCGGGGCCGCCUUCUUCUCGACCGCCUCGCGGCAGGAGCUGCUGAAAAUGGUGGGUGCGCGCAAAGCCGCACAGUCGGCGCUGGAGUCGGCCGCCUUGGCCCGCAAGCGCCGGAGGAGCGACGCCCAAAUCCAGCCUCCGAAGGCACGAGCGCGUGUCGACCCCUAUGGCGGCAGCGUCAACGCAGUAGACCUGACAGAAGCAGGCAGCGCUUUGCGCAGGUCGGGCAACCAAGAGACGCGAGAGGCAGACCUCGACAUGGAUGACAAUUCCUUGGCCACCUUGCUGGGCGCUGCGAUGCAGGAGGAGAUUGAUGCCAUGCAGGACGGCGAUGCCACGCCGCCAGCGACGGAGCCAGGCACCACGUCUAUCCACCCUGGACCAGUUGGCGCUGCUCAUUCAGAUGGCGAUUGAACGUGCCAAGCGUGCCUGGUGUCUUCACACCUUUGUCUGCCGUGUUCCUCUUUAUUUAAAAUGAGAUGUUGUUUGCCGGCGUGCCUGAUUGAUUUGAAAGUGUUCGCUCUAACGCACCAGCUCAGUACAGCUACGUUAAGCGCGCUUUGAAUGGCGUGGCUGCGUGCGGCCCAUCGGUUCAGAAAAGUGGCGUGUGCAAUUGCAGCGCUUUGAGCCAUCGUUGGGAUCCAGAUUUGCAUUUUUGCGUCCUUAUCAGCCACAGCGCAAGCGAAAACAGAACCA